This is a messenger RNA of Scheffersomyces coipomensis, 1550 nucleotides long. RefSeq lists its product as uncharacterized. Gene Ontology annotation, biological process: translational initiation. NCBI's taxonomy places the organism in Eukaryota, Fungi, Ascomycota, Pichiomycetes, Serinales, Debaryomycetaceae. Bases 348 to 1382 code for a protein of 344 amino acids. Gene Ontology annotation, molecular function: protein-folding chaperone binding. The transcript has a single exon. The record is from RefSeq and is a predicted model, not a curated record. Gene Ontology annotation, cellular component: cytosol.
UCAUAGGGUUGAAUCCAUAGUCUAUAGGUUCUAAUAAUAAUUACUGUCUUAAGACUAUACUUGAUUUUACAGUCACGUGCGUGGAAAAUUCUAGAAGUAUCGCGAAAUUUCCUGAUUUUGAAACUUUUCGAUGGAAACGGUUUAAACAGAUAAAGAUAGAAUCAUCCAAGAUAGCAACCACAUAUCAUUCAUUUAUUUAUUUAUUUGUAUUUAGUUAUAGAAUUUUUUCAACCCAUAUAUAGUAUCAUUUACCAAAUAUCAAUUGAUAUAUAUUUGCUAAUCUUUUCAGAUAGUUUUCAUUCUUAACUUUCAAUCGCAUAUAUCUAACUUAUUACAGAUAAUAUAUAAUGGUCAAAGAAAAGAAACUUUAUGAUAUAUUAGGUGUAUCACCUACAGCUGAUGAAAAUGAAAUUAAAAAAGGUUAUAGAAAAGCAGCUUUGAAAUAUCAUCCUGAUAAACCUACUGGUAAUACUGAGAAAUUCAAAGAAGUCUCAGAAGCAUUUGAUAUUUUAUCAGAUUCAAAUAAAAGACAAGUGUAUGAUGAUUAUGGAUUAGAAGCUGCUAGAGGUAAUGCUCCUGCUGGUGGUAAUCCUUUCGAAGGAGCAGGUGGUGGUCAUCCAUUUGGUGGUCAAGGUGGUGGAUUCCACAGUGGUGGAUUCUCCAAUGCUGAUGCAUUCAAUAUAUUCUCUCAAAUGGGAGGAUUUGGUAUGAAUGAUGGUUUUGGUGGAAAUGGUGGGUUUGGAGGUGGUGCCAGUCCAUUUGGUAAUGGUGGAUUUGGUGGUAGUAGUGGAUAUGGUGGAGGUAUGCCAGGUGGGUUCGGUGGAAGUCAAUUCCAACAACAACAAAGUCGUCGUAAACCAGAAACUAUUACAAAGCCAUUACCUGUAUCAUUAGAAGAUUUAUAUAAUGGAAACCUUAAAAAGAUAAGGUUAACCACUACUGGACGUGGAGGUGCCAAAGAAAGUGAAGUGGUUGAAAUACAACUUAAACCAGGUUGGAAAGCAGGUACAAAACUUACAUUUGAUAAUGUAGGUGAUUAUCAAGAAGAUGCUGGAGCAAGACAAAGUAUACAAUUUGUUUUAGAAGAAAAACCUCAUCCAACAUUUAAAAGAGAAGGUGAUAAUUUAAAAAUGGAAUUACCUUUAACUUUCAGAGAAGCAUUAUGUGGAUUUGAUCGUGAAAUAACAACUAUAGAUGGUAGAAAACUUCCAUAUUCAAGAUCAACUCCAGUCCAACCAAAUUCUUCAACUACAUACCCAGGUUUAGGUAUGCCAAUUAGUAAACAACCAGGUUCAAGAGGUGAUUUAGAAAUUGUAUUCAAGAUCAAUUUCCCAACUUCUUUAACUCAAGAGCAAAAAUUAUUUAUCAUGCAAAACUUUUAAGUUUAAAAAAGCCAGCCUUUUCCCAUAAUUAAUAAUUCAAAACCAAAAAAAAAAUCACUUUAAUGAGUUUAAUAGAUAUGCAUUUCCAUUUCCAAUCCCAUUCACACGGUUUUAUUUACAAUUAGUUUGUAUAUAUAGUUAUAUAUAUCGUCAUUUUAUACAUAGUUU